CGUGUGACCCUCUUUUACCUUUUUCUUUUUUUUCCCUCAACAUUUCAAUAUUCUUCCACUAUCCAACAUACAAUACACGCGGAUUCUUUGACUACCAAUGAAAAAACUUCUGCAAUAAAUUUGCAAUAAAAAAAGGAAAUGAAUAGGAAAGAAGGAUGAGAAAAAAGACAUCGAAUUUUGUGCUGUGAAAGUGAAAUUAAUUCAUUGAUUGAGAAACAUUCACCCACAUCCACCUUUUGUGAUUUUUUUUGUGCUUUAUUGUGACGAGACAAAGUGAUUUCAAGGCACCCCCCACCCCCCGCAACAUUGCCAGGACAUAAAGGAAAGUGAAAGAAGUGCUCGUAAAAUUUCCUAUGGCAAAAGUUGCGAUUUUAUGAGGGUCUUGACAUACACAGCUUCGCCAAUUGAGGUGCAAAGAGAAGAUGCAGAACACUUCAGGAUGGACCAUUCUUAAGGAUUCUUCAACGGCAUUUCUGGAUGAUUUUGAGGGGAAUGACACACCGGAAGCAAAACCAACAGGUUCCUAUGCCAUUUCAACCCUGGAACUCCAUGAAGGGGCUUUCCGUUUCACAUUUUUGGCCACAUUUCUCUCAUUCAUCACACCACAUGAAUUGCCUGUGGUCUCUUGUGUUGUAGAACUCUUCCGUGAUGCUAUUCGUGCUCAAACAACUCUUCCCGAAUUGAUUUUUGAGGCACUUAAGGUUGAAUCUGGAUUUAUCUGUUUGAUGGGAGUAUUCUUCUUGGUUGCCUUAAUCCCAAUGAGCAUUCUCAUGAUUUGGAGUUGCGAUAGGAAGCCUUCUUCAGUGUCCUCAUGUAAUUCACAGACGGAAUCAGACGAUACAACAAUAGCUUCCUCAAUGGUUGAAGGUGCAACCACCCCAUCACCGAGAAUUGCACUAAUGACAAUCGAUGAAUCCCUUGAGAAUGAUCUGAACUACCGGAAACGAAUACUAGUUGGGAUCCUUCAUUGCCUUCUAUCACUUCUUCUUGCUUGUAUUGUUACAAUGUUCAUAACUAAUGAACAUGCAGCCACAACUUUUGAGAAGGCACCAUCAUUGGUGCGGAUUUCAUUGCAGGAUGCCGAAAUGUUCAUCAAGGAUACAUUUAGUCAAAUCACCUACCAAACUCACGUAGCUCUUUUGAAUUCAACUGACACUAUAAAGUUUGAUUUGGCUCACAUAGAUACUCUGUUGGGGGAACCGAUACGACAAGAAAUUGCCCAACAAUCCGGCAUUGAAUUGGCUCUCGAUGCACUACUCAAUCUCUGUGCAUUAAAUCUUGAGCUACUUCGAAGGGUCCAUAUGCUACAGAAGAGUGUCUCAAGGGCCAUUAUUGUUUCAUCUGAUGCUGCAACACGCGUUGAAGAUCUUCAAUUUCAGCUGUCGAUCCUUCAGCAACAGUGCCUAUCUAGAGAUCGACCACUAUGCGAUACCCUCCGGCUUCAGGGUUUUGAUGAGAGUGGAUUCCUUAAAACUCUUUAUGAUCUUCAGCGUGAUCCUGCCUUGUUGCGCAUGAUGAGCCUUGGAGAGGUGGAAUUGGACAGUCGAUGGUUGAAUCUAUCGCAGGAAGUUGCAUCUGUUAGGGCAAAUUUUUUUGGAUAUCCACUGAAAAUCUUUGAAGAGACCGAAAAUGCCAGAAGUGUCGUGGAAAAGAAUCUCAUGGAAAUUCGUGAAGCUGAUCAGUGGUUUCGACGAGAAUCCGGCUACAUUGCACGUAAUCUCGUUGAUGAGGUGGAUCACUUGUGGACAAGAAUUGUUCCUGUAUUCGAUGAAAUGCAGAUCGCAGGACGAUUGCUGUGGAUCUUUGGGCUAUGCUGCUCAAUCACGGCAUUACUUGUUACUCUCCUAAUCUGCUCCUCACUAAGUUGCACGUGCUGUGAAGCUGAGGAGAAGGCAGGAGUAGCACUUUUAGGUGGUACAUCCUUAACGGCGAUAUGUAGCUUUUCACUAUCCUUCUUCGGUGUGAUGAUGCUACUCCUUGGUGGUCAUGGAGAGGUUUUCAUAUGUAAAUCUCUUGCUGACUCCUCCAAUUACACCCUUAUGGAACGACUUCUCAAUAAGCCGGGACUUCUAUUGGCCACAGAACCCCAAAUUGGUAUCAUUGGGGAUACAUUGAACCAUGUUGCUCGCAAAAAUACCACAAUCACCACAACAUUAGCCGAAGCUAUUGGGAAAUGUGGACAAAAUGCCUCCACAUACGACACAUUUCAACUGGACAGUAUCUUGGGAGUCAGUAAAAUACUAUCAUUGGACAAUUAUUCCACACUGGCAGAGGCUGUGGAGACAAUCACGGCCACUGAAGGAGAUUUUCUCACACUCACAUCAUCCCUUGGGCAAAUUCUUCAUGUUAUCACCAAUGAAUCACACGUAAAUCUUACCAGGUACCGCCUGCAGCUUAGUCAGGCAACUCCCGAGAGGGAUUUGAAAAUUUUCAUCGACCAAAUGCAACGUGUGUCGCUGCAGAUUCGAGAUGUUGCAACAUCAUCGAGGAUGACAACACUGGGAAGUCGUGCUAAGCGUCUCGAGGUUAGUGUAAUGCAGUUUCUGGAGCAACUACGAGCAGAACUUCUAUACCUCCUAACUGCCCUUGAGUUGCAAAAAGAUCCCUGGCAGAAGCAACUAAAUCAUUCUUUGAACUUACUGAAAGCUUCUCAGGAAGUCAUCAACGAAGAAGCUUCAGAUGUUUGCAAAAAACAUACAGAUGCCUAUAGAAUGAGACUCAAAAAUCAUCUGGAAUCUACCAAGAAGAAUAUUUUAACUACCCUCAACUCACAAGAAAUUUCUUGUUCACCUCUCUUUGCGAUCUUUGCAGCGAAUCGAGAUUUUUUCUGUUAUCACCUUAUAGACCCAUUAAAUGGCCUCUGGUUCGCAACUUUCUGUUGCAUUCUCUUAUGGGCCAUCAUAACACCACUCAAUAUGUCCCUGAUAAAUAUAUUCAGACGUCUCAGGAAGGCCAGGAAGUUGAGACAUACAAAUAGCCAUCAGUAUGGUGCUCCCUCGGACAUCCAGAUUAUCUCGGAGCAGAGCAAUUGGGGGGCAUUGACAAGACGCAACGAUGUGGAUGAUAUUGACAGGGUCCCACCAACUCAGUUCUUUGUCAUCUUCUCAGAUGACGAUCGCAGUGCGGAGAUUUUGAUUUAAAACCUCGAUGAGUGCGACCUCCGAAUGUUUUAUAUAUUGGACGACUUUUUAUUUCGAUAAAUAAAUACGAUCUAAAACACUUUUA
Messenger RNA from Lutzomyia longipalpis, 3225 nucleotides. It is a transcript of the gene prom, whose product is annotated as prominin-1-A. Bases 423 to 3140 code for a protein of 905 amino acids. NCBI's taxonomy places the organism in Eukaryota, Metazoa, Arthropoda, Insecta, Diptera, Psychodidae. The record is from RefSeq and is a predicted model, not a curated record. Gene Ontology annotation, cellular component: membrane. The transcript is spliced from 10 exons.